Danaus plexippus (monarch butterfly) is the source of this 4041-nucleotide messenger RNA. Its product is annotated as CD82 antigen-like. Lineage: Eukaryota; Metazoa; Arthropoda; Insecta; Lepidoptera; Nymphalidae. The record is from RefSeq and is a predicted model, not a curated record. The transcript has 5 exons. Gene Ontology annotation, cellular component: membrane. The coding region runs from base 555 to 1661 and encodes 368 amino acids.
GGCAGUCUGACGACAGUCUCCGAGCGCGACGCCGCUUUCACAGCUCGCAGACUAUCACAAGUGCAUAUGACAAUACAAGUUUUAUAUUUCACAUCACGUGCUAUACUAGCGCCAUCUUAAACUCAAAUUUAAAAUUUUUCCCAGUGACAUUUAUUAUCGUUUCCGCCAAAACUUAUAAAAAAAAUUGUGCUGAAUUGAAAUGAUUUGUGACGGCAGAUAAGUGUUUGUCGAAUAUAUUGGGUGGCGGCGGUACGUCUACGUCAUGAUUUUAGAUUUGAACCGUGUUCAUCGACGCAUGGGAUACACACAAUGAAGAUAGAUUCACAGUUCACAAAAGUUAUAUCACGAGGAAUAAGCAAGACUGUAGGAGAUCAAGCUACAGAAUGCCACCUAAGCCUCGGAACGGUUUGUUAGGUGCUCUUCAAAGACUCGCUCGACCUCUCCUGUGACUAGCCCGACUUCGAUUACAAGGCACGGGCGGCGGAUUAGGCGUGGGGCGCGGCGCGUGGCGGCGGCGCGGGCGCGGGCGGCGCCAUGACGCGGCGCCCCCCACGAUGACGCUGCCGCCGCCCGCGCGCCCCUCGCACUACCCCACCGCGAAUCGCGCAAUGCGCUAUUACCGUAUCUGGAUCUACGCGUGCAACGGGGCACUGCUGCUUGGGGCGCUGGCCUUUUGCGCAGCAGCGGGCCGCGCACUCGCAGACUACCGCCGGGCUCUCGUUCCCGGUCUCGGCGCGGCACAACCCGGCUUCCUUUACGGUUACGCGGCUUUACCGGCUCAGGCCGGUCUCCUGCAACUUUUGGGUUGCUUAGCUGCAUUGCGUCUCUCUGAACGCAUGCUGAACGCUUACUGGCUCGCCCUUCUUGCGCUUUUAGUCGGUGACGCCGCAAUAGGUGUUUACUGGGCUUUCAGAUUUGAGCGUGUAUGUCGGGAAUUGAGGCCGCAGCUUCGAAUACGUCUGGCGAGAGAUUACGAUCUUGACGUAGAUUUUGCGGAGGCUUGGGAUCGUCUCCAAAGAGAACAGCGUUGUUGUGGGGUAACAGGUCCAUCUGAUUUCACUGCAUUUAAUAGAACUACUUUGCCGCCCAGCUGCUGUCGAAUACCAGCGCAUCCUUUAGCUGUAACACCGACAUCAAUAGCUGCCAUAUCUGCUACCACAACCUUGCCAUAUACACCCGUUCACUGCGUGCCACAUACAGCUGCUUGUGCUGAAAGAUUACUAUCCUGGCUUCGGAGAACGGCGGAUGCGUUAUUUGUUUUAGGAUAUUGUGUCAUAGCAUUUCUUAAGUUGUGCUUCCUUGGAAUAUUAAGGUACGAAAUAAAAGAAAUGAUACAAAAAAUUAGAAUUUUACGAAGCGAGCUCGGUGCAGGCGAGCUACUUGAUGGUAGUCCGAUGCAUGGUGGUCCUUUAUCGCAAACUGUGGUAGUGAACGCUGUGAACGCUAACGGGGGCGUGCGCACUCAUGGUGGCAGUCCAGAAAGAGCUGGAGAGAGAGAGGCUCUUCUAGGUCGAGCUGCGGAACCCUGUUCACGACGUAGCUUACACGACGAACCCCUAGGUCCAAAGACAGUAAACGGAAACAACAAUUGCGAGAUGCGUGAACUAGCUCGAGGUGAAUACCGACCCCUGGCAGCAGAUAACGCGGCAACCAGAAUCUGACUAAGAUGUUACUUGGAGCGGCUGUUCGGGCGGCGAUGGAGGUCGUUCCCGGCAGACGGCUUCGAGGUAGAGCCCCCGCUGGCGCGUGGCGUGCCAGUGUGCAUGCGACGGACGGGGGCACGCGUGCGUCUCGACCACCGUCGCCACACACGCUCCGAAUUCGAACUCUAAGUAGUGACAACCACAAUUAUGACAUAGUAAAGCAGCUGUCAAUUUAAUGCACGGAUUUAGUGAGCCAUAGUUUACGUUUGUGCGAGUAGUUGAACCCAAACUAUUUAGUGAUUGAAAGUUUUGUGUUUUAACAUUAGACGAAGUGAGUUUCAUAAACUAUUGUUAAGUGGCAACGAGAAAUUUAGAUGAGAUAAAUCGAUUCCACGAGCAAAGCUUGUGUUUAGUUCCUAUGCUUGGCAGAUUGAAGUUUCUUUGAUUUUAUAACAUAUUAAAGUUGUUUUUAUGGUACUUUACGUAAAAAGAGUAGAUGAGUGAUAGCGACAAAUAGACUUGCAGCCACAGCAAGAUGGUGAGUGCCUAUGGAUUGUUUCGUUAGACUCUGAAAGUAUUUGACGGCGUAUGUUAAAUCAUUGGUACCAAGAUAUAUAAAUCAUUAAAAUAUUGAUUAUAUUAUUUUUAGGCAUAAGUCGAAAGCUUUUUAUUGUGUACCAAUAGCUUUAGAAUUCUGUAUGUUACGUAAGAUUCAGAUAAUAUCUUUUAACAAUUGACUUUUAAUAUUUAUUAGAUCAGUUUGGUGUUUCAACUUGAUCACUCGUCGGUCUUUCAAUCGAUCUUGAAAAAAAUGUUAUAUCUUUAUAUUAAGAAUAUGUACGGCGUAAUUCAAUCAUGAAUCAAUAUAGGUUGAACGGACGAACGAAAGAUCGCAAGAAAAAGAUUUAAUCUCAUCAUCUGUUAUUUGAUUGUAAAUAUUAGAUUCUGUGUGUCUACAUCUAGUAUGCGUGAUGUGCAUGGACAGAUUGACAAAAUAGUACUGAUAUGAGCUUAAACGACGUAGUGCCUAAGAGUAAAAGCUUAUAAACAGUAAAAAUUUAAUAAUUGUUAUACAUUUCUUUUAAGUAUCGUUGUGAGCUGAGUUAUAUAAAGUACCAUCAACCUUUUAAUUUGUUUCAUUCUCAAAUCGAUUCAUGGGAGCAUUUACAUAUUAAAUGGCUGUGUAAGUAGGUGUAACCUAUCCCUUAUUAUAAAGUAAUGAAAAUUUGAAACGCCCUCAUGUUUUAUAUACGGUCUCUUCUUAGAGUCGACCUCAUUGUAGAGGCGGGAAUUAAUUAAGUUACUUUUGUUUUUUUGGGGCAUCGAUAUUUUUAUAUUUUGUUUUAUUUUAUGAUAAUUGUAUUCGCUAUGCAGUGCUGUGAGAUAGAGAGAGAGAGUUUAAAUAGAGUGGCUAAUACUUAUACUCGGAUAGAAAGAACUAGCAUGACGUAGUUAAUAUGUUUAACGUUAAAAAUUAGAAUUUUUAAAAAGAACCAAAGUAAACAGUACGUAGAUAAGUAAUAAUAUUCAGUAUCGGUGAUCUACACCUAUGUGAAUGUCCAUGACUAGUUCUUUCAACUGAAGCCGUGUGUGUCAUACAUUUCAAAAAUUACACAUUUAUCCUAAUACGAUGUAACUUUUUAGAGAUAUUAUAAUUAAUAAUAAUAUUACGUUCGCUUAGAGUAGGUAUAAUAUUUUGUGAAUUUAUGCAGAAAAAUAGUUUUUUAAUAUUGUUGUCACUGAAUGUACCAAUCUUAUUAAAAAUUUGUACCUAUAUUCGGAAAGUUGAAUAAUUUGUAGCUAGGAUUGAAUCUAAAUCCUGCAUUUCUUCCAAAUGUUAAAAUUACAUGUGCCUUGCCUUAUAAAUUUGUAUAACAGACAUUUUGGAUGUAAAGGAAUUAAUUAUUGUAGCCACUUUUCUUGUUUUUUUCAAAACCUGCAACUUCUCCGACGUACUGCCUAAAUCUUCCCUCAAUCUUAUCAAAAUCAGCUUUCAUUUCCCCUUCCAUGUUAUUGUACUUUCGAUAACGAGUAUGCUUUUUAAGAUGUUUAUGAUGUUAUUAAUAAAAUGUUUAUGGAUCAAAUAAAUUGUAACCCAUUUGUCUUCUUUACUUAAGAUCAUUUCUACACAAUUGGUAAUUUAAUAUGAUGAAUUAAUCCUAAUAUUUUUGUCUAAAAUUAUAUUGAUAUUGAAUUAUAUCGAUGUCUGUAAGGUACUUUUAUUGCUGACUGCACUCCUAUAAUUUAUGAAUUCUCUAAAGUCAGUUUUAAUUGUUAAGUAAUGUGUGUUCUAUGGGAUAUUAAAAGUAGUUACGGUACAACUUUCCGAAGGUACGCACUAGGCGACUGAGAGCUAAUAUUAUCAUUAUAAAUGCAUUAAAUAAAAUCUUUGUUAAAC